AGAAGCUGCAGCCGCGGCUGCAGCGCCCUGCACGGAAAGGCUUGAGGCGGCUCCUGGUGUCGCCCAGAGAGAGCGACUGAGCGAGCAGAGUCCGACGAGGGCGGCGGCGGGCGGAUAGCGAGGGGGAGCCCGCUACGAGUGCCCUCGCUCCGCGCCGCUCUCCGAUGAACCAGGCGCAAUAAGCCGCGCCUCUAACAGGGGCUGCGCCUCCAUGAAUCCCUAGUUUUUUGUUUUGUUUUGUUUUUUCUUUCUCUCCCCGCUCCUCACCCCCAUCCCGAAUCCCGUCCCGCCUUCACCCUGAGGCGGCCGCAUUCAGGUGCGGAGUCCAGAGCCGAGCGCAAUGGCGUCCAACCCCGAGCGGGGAGAGAUUCUGCUUACGGAGUUACAGGGGGAUUCCCGAAGUCUUUCAUUUUCUGAGAAUGUGAAUGCUGCUCAAAAAUUAGACUUUUCAGACACGAUGGUGCAACAGAAAUUGGAUGAUAUCAAGGAUCGAAUCAAGAGAGAAAUAAGGAAAGAACUGAAAAUCAAAGAAGGAGCUGAAAAUUUGAGGAAAGUGACAACAGAUAAAAAAAGCUUGGCUUAUGUAGACAACAUUUUGAAAAAAUCGAAUAAAAAACUAGAAGAGUUGCAUCACAAGCUACAGGAACUAAAUGCACAUAUUGUUGUAUCAGAUCCAGAAGAUGUUACAGAUUGCCCAAGGACUCCAGAUACUCCGAAUAGUGACCCUCGUUGUUCUACUAGCAAUAAUAGAUUGAUGGCCUUACAAAAACAAUUGGAUAUAGAACUUAAAGUAAAACAAGGUGCAGAGAACAUGAUACAAAUGUAUUCAAAUGGAUCUUCGAAGGAUCGGAAACUCCAUGGUACAGCUCAACAGCUGCUGCAGGACAGCAAGACAAAAAUAGAAGUCAUAAGGAUGCAGAUCCUUCAGGCAGUCCAAACCAAUGAAUUGGCUUUUGAUAAUGCAAAACCUGUGAUAAGUCCUCUUGAACUUCGGAUGGAAGAAUUAAGGCAUCAUUUUAGGAUAGAGUUUGCAGUAGCAGAAGGUGCAAAGAAUGUGAUGAAAUUACUUGGCUCGGGAAAAGUAACAGACAGAAAAGCACUUUCAGAAGCUCAAGCAAGAUUUAAUGAAUCAAGUCAGAAGUUGGACCUUUUAAAGUAUUCAUUAGAGCAAAGAUUAAAUGAACUUCCCAAGAAUCAUCCCAAAAGCAGUAUUAUUAUUGAGGAACUUUCCCUCGUUGCCUCACCAACACUAAGUCCACGUCAGAGUAUGAUAUCUACACAAAACCAAUAUAGUACAUUGUCCAAACCAGCAGCAUUAACAGGUACUUUGGAAGUUCGUCUUAUGGGCUGCCAAGAUAUCCUAGAAAAUGUUCCUGGACGGUCAAAAGCGACAUCAGUUGCACUACCUGGUUGGAGCCCAAGUGAAACUAGAUCGUCAUUCAUGAGUAGAACAAGUAAAAGUAAAAGUGGAAGUAGUCGAAAUCUCCUAAAAGCCGAUGACUUGUCCAAUGAUGUCUGUGCUGUUUUGAAGCUAGAUAAUACUGUGGUUGGUCAAACUAGCUGGAAACCCAUUUCCAAUCAGUCAUGGGACCAGAAGUUUACACUGGAACUGGACAGGUCACGUGAAUUGGAAAUUUCAGUUUAUUGGCGUGAUUGGCGAUCUCUGUGUGCUGUAAAAUUUCUGAGGUUAGAAGAUUUUUUAGACAACCAACGCCAUGGCAUGUGUCUCUAUUUGGAACCACAGGGUACUUUAUUUGCAGAGGUUACCUUUUUUAAUCCUGUUAUUGAAAGAAGACCAAAACUCCAAAGGCAAAAGAAAAUUUUUUCAAAACAACAAGGCAAAACAUUUCUCAGAGCUCCUCAAAUGAAUAUUAAUAUUGCCACUUGGGGAAGGCUUGUGAGAAGAGCUAUUCCUACAGUAAAUCAUUCUGGCACCUUCAGCCCUCAAGCUCCUGUACCUGCUACAGUGCCAGUGGCUGAUGUACGCAUCCCUGAACUAGCACCUCCAGCUAGUGAUUCUACAGUAACCAAAUUGGACUUUGAUCUCGAACCUGAGCCUCCUCCAGCCCCACCACGUGCUUCUUCCCUUGGAGAAAUAGAUGAACCUCCUGAAUUAAGAGUUUUGGAUACGCCAGGACAGGAUUCAGAAACUGCUUUUGAUAUUGAGAAUGACAGAAAUCGUGUACUUCCAAUAUCCCAAUCUGAAUAUGAGACUGAGAUUCCUCAAUCAGGCCUAGAGUAUAGUAGUAUUCAAGAACUUGAGGAUAGAAGAUCUCAGCAGAGGUUUCAGUUUAAUCUACAGGACUUCAGGUGUUGUGCUGUCUUGGGCAGAGGACAUUUUGGAAAGGUACUUUUGGCUGAAUAUAAACACACAAAUGAGAUGUUUGCUAUAAAAGCCCUGAAGAAAGGAGACAUCGUGGCUCGAGAUGAGGUAGACAGCCUAAUGUGUGAAAAAAGAAUUUUUGAAACUGUGAAUAGUGUAAGGCAUCCCUUUUUGGUGAACCUUUUUGCAUGCUUCCAAACAAAAGAGCAUGUUUGCUUUGUAAUGGAAUAUGCUGCCGGUGGGGACCUAAUGAUGCACAUUCAUACUGAUGUCUUUUCUGAACCGAGAGCUGUAUUUUAUGCUGCAUGUGUAGUUCUUGGGUUGCAGUAUUUACAUGAACACAAAAUUGUUUAUAGAGAUUUGAAAUUGGAUAACUUAUUGCUAGAUACAGAGGGCUUUGUGAAAAUUGCUGAUUUUGGUCUUUGCAAAGAAGGAAUGGGAUAUGGGGAUAGAACAAGCACAUUUUGUGGCACCCCUGAAUUUCUUGCCCCAGAAGUAUUAACAGAAACUUCCUAUACAAGAGCUGUAGAUUGGUGGGGCCUUGGUGUACUUAUAUAUGAAAUGCUUGUUGGUGAGUCUCCUUUUCCUGGUGAUGAUGAAGAGGAGGUUUUUGACAGUAUUGUAAAUGAUGAAGUGAGGUAUCCAAGGUUCUUAUCUACAGAAGCCAUUUCAAUAAUGAGAAGGCUGUUAAGAAGAAAUCCUGAGCGACGCCUGGGAGCUGGUGAGAAAGAUGCAGAAGAUGUGAAAAAGCACCCAUUUUACCGGCUAAUUGAUUGGAGUGCUCUGAUGGACAAAAAAGUAAAGCCACCAUUUGUACCUACCAUUAGAGGACGGGAAGAUGUUAGUAAUUUUGAUGAUGAAUUUACCUCAGAAGCACCUAUUCUGACUCCACCUCGAGAACCAAGGAUACUUUCAGAAGAGGAGCAAGAAAUGUUCACUGAUUUUGACUACAUUGCUGAUUGGUGUUAAGUUACUAAACACUGUGAAACCAAGCAGACUGACUCACAAGAAGACCUCUUAAGAAGAGCAAAUCUUAUUCGCUUUCUGUGCCAUCCAUAACUUCAGAGGCUUUUUGUUUUUUGUUUAACACAUGAAGAUUUGCUUAAAAGUACUAUCAUAAUAUCUUCUCCAAAAGUGGCUUCUCAAUGUAUUUUCAUUGUAAAUCUGAGCACUGGAAACCACGUCAUGGAGUUUAAACUGCAUGAACAUCGGCCAUGAAAAGGUCUAUCAUGAAUACUUUUGAAUCAAUAGUCUAUUUUUUAAAAAAGAAAGAAAAACACUCUUCUACAGUACCUAGCUUUGCCAUAUGUCUGCCUUAAGUGGAAGAAAGAUUAAUCAGUUAACUCACUUAGCUGUGUUUUACAAAAAGAAAAAAAGGGCUUGGAAUGCUAAUACUAUUCACGUGUGAUUUUGUUUGAAUAAGGCAAAUGCUCUUAUUUUUUUAAAGAAAUUAUGUUAAAAUCAAAAAAUGUAGUUGCAGUUUGAGCACAUUUUGGGCUUGAUUUUUUAAAAAAAACAAUGAAUUGAUGCCUUGUUUUAUAAAUUUUCUAUAUUUAUUAAGGAGAAAAUGUUUUUAUUGCCUUAUCUUUACCAACCAUGUAACAGAUCCUCAUAGCUGACCAACAGAGCUACUUGCCAAACAAUUUUUUGUUUAUAAUAAUUCAGAGACAAGCAGAAACAACUAAACAUCAGCAUUGACUUAAACUUUUAAAAACAAAAACUUUUGAUCACCUGAACCAAGAUGUUAUAUUACCUGUAUGCAUUCCCAAAGACUAGAUGCUCAUGUAUGUUCAGUUAUGUCUUCUUCCAAAAUCAGUGAACUGAUUACCCCCUUUUGAUAUUUGUUCUACACUUAUCAACUUAGUUCAUCUUGUUCUUGUGUCUGCUGUAGAAGGUAACUAUAUCUUUGUUAAACCAUAGGGACUGUCAUUGUAUACAUGCUGUGAACAUGUAUAUGUGCAAGUUGUAAUGUAUUCUGUGUUGUAGGCUUAUUAUUUAAUUUCACCACUUCAUCACUUUUGUACAGUGGCCAAGCAGACACCUCAGACUCCAGCAUUUACGUGAAGUGCAUUUGUACAUUUAGGCCACUGGAUCCAGAUUUUAUAUUGGCAGUUUCUGAGGGUAAAAGCAAUAUAUUGUAACAGAAUGUAUAAAUAUUUUUGAUAAAACAGUCUAUAUUUUAUAAAAUUAUUAUAACACUAAAACUGUACCUCAAAAGUCUUACAAAUAAUUUGAUCAAAUUGUGUUUUAGAACUCUUUGGAGGGACUAUUUGUGGCUUUUAAAAAUACUCUUAAAGGAAAGUCUUUUGCCAACUAUGUCUUUCCACUUGCUGUGAGGUGUUUGUUUCCCCCCUCUAGUCCAAGACUUCACUAUUUUUCCUUAGUAACAUCUUUGAUCCUGUGCUUAGCAUGUUAGGGUCAUCAUACCUCAGGAAUACCAACUUGUUAACUAACCAUUUUGAAUUAAUCAUUUAAUCACACUGAGCUCAUCUCUUAAAAAUUGUUCAAGUUUAUAUCCUAUGAGAAACAUGAAAGCACACUUAUUUUAGAGAGUUGAGUGAAAACGUUUAUCAAUAUUUUAGCUUUGCCAGAGUAUAUUGUUGUGUUUUGUUGUACUCCGAAAAACAAUUCAAAUUGUUCAAAGAUAAUUCGUAGUACCUCUGAAACUGAUUAUUACCCAAGAUCCUAGAGGAAAAAUCUUGUAGAAAGAGUGAGCAAUAUACUAUGUAAAGUUACUUUAAAAUUCCAAUUAACUUCCUUGAAAAAGGACAAUAGAAGAACUUAGCUUAAUUGUCUGUUUUUAACUUAAACAGUGUUAACAACAACAUUUUUUUAAAAACACUAAAUACUUUUGAGGUACAGUCUGCUCACCUUUUUUGGUUCUAAAUUGCAUACAAAGCAAUGUCUAAAAUAGGCUUUUAGCAUUAAAAACUGACACAGCAUUUUGUAACUACACAGUGUACAGAAUUUUUUUUAAUUGAAGUCAAUCACUAAAAAAAUUAGAGGGCAGGGUAUAUUCACACAAUUAAGCUGAAGAAAGCACUAAUUUUCCUGUAGUUUUUAAAAUAUAUAUAUAUAUUUUAGUCAGAUUUAAAACUUUAAACUAGAGUGUAAAUAUAUUUUGCUGUUACUGUAUGUGUAAGUGACUGCUCAAGCACUUUGUAAGGAAAUUAGGAUAUUUUGGAAUGGUACACUAUGCAUUCAAAUGAAAUGUGCCUUUAACUAUGUCAUUCUAAAAAAAAAAGUGUUUUUUUGCAGUCAUAAAUUUACCACAAAUGCACAAAUUAAAGUUUAAACAGAU
Messenger RNA from Choloepus didactylus (southern two-toed sloth), 5624 nucleotides. It is a transcript of the gene PKN2, whose product is annotated as protein kinase N2. The transcript is spliced from 22 exons. Gene Ontology annotation, biological process: intracellular signal transduction; peptidyl-serine phosphorylation. The coding region runs from base 341 to 3292 and encodes 983 amino acids. Lineage: Eukaryota; Metazoa; Chordata; Mammalia; Pilosa; Megalonychidae. Gene Ontology annotation, molecular function: small GTPase binding; protein serine/threonine kinase activity; ATP binding. The record is from RefSeq and is a predicted model, not a curated record.